AUGUCAAAUAUUAGCAAAGUGAGACUCAAAGAACCCAUACGCUACUAUUUAACUUUGAUCAUUUAUCAAAAAAAUUUUGCUGUUAAUGCCAAAUUUAAUUUUGCAGAUAUUUUGAAUGGUCAUUUGGGUGCUAUUCUUGCUCUACUUUACGGUUUAUCAGCUUACAAGCAACAAAUUAAACAAUCUAUACGAGCGGCUGUAGUUACGCAGCCGUCCACGUCUGACGUUAACUGUCCUUCGUCAUCGCUAAAGGAAGCUUAUAAAGGAGAAACGACUUAUAAAGCAAUCAGUAUGCCUCCUAGUAGCAAGUAA
Molecule: messenger RNA, 312 nt
Organism: Thelazia callipaeda (thelaziosis nematode)
Lineage: Eukaryota; Metazoa; Nematoda; Chromadorea; Rhabditida; Thelaziidae
Source: the annotation of a GenBank genome assembly